Messenger RNA from Etheostoma cragini (Arkansas darter), 4777 nucleotides. RefSeq names its product target of Nesh-SH3 (gene abi3bpa). The transcript is spliced from 23 exons. The record is from RefSeq and is a predicted model, not a curated record. Gene Ontology annotation, molecular function: protein binding. Gene Ontology annotation, biological process: extracellular matrix organization; positive regulation of cell-substrate adhesion. The coding region runs from base 262 to 3774 and encodes 1170 amino acids. NCBI's taxonomy places the organism in Eukaryota, Metazoa, Chordata, Actinopteri, Perciformes, Percidae.
AUGGUGCCCGGGCAGCUAGAAGUCCAGUCCGGUGAGCUGCACUAGUCCUGAGAGCCACAAGCUCAGAGAAGUAGUCCAGCAAUCCCAGAAACACCCAGCCUGACUCCUGCAGCUACAGCACAUAUUAACUCAACCUGUUAGCAGUUCAAUCAGCGAGUUGACACUAUUGACAGCCUCCUAUUUCUGUGUCUCACGCUGAACUGAGCUUGUUCAGAUCCCAGCAGCUUGUUACACCUAAACUCAGAGACGACCACAGCAGAGAUGAUGAUUGGGAUGCAGCAACACUCACACAGCUUUCUGGUCCUUUUCCUCGUGGUCUUCAUUGCUGGGAUAGUUCUCUCUGGCCCCUCAACUCCCCGCAGGAGCAGAGUGCGACGUCAGAACAUGAAAGUCCGUAUAAACGCCACAGGAGACACUAUCGUGAUGACGUUUUUGCGUCCCAACCCUGACACCAAGCUCGAGGGUUACAUCCUUGGCUACGGCAGCAGCAUGUUCUCCAAACAGUUCAUUCAGCUGCCUGAGAACGGACAGCCGUAUGAGACUGAGUUUGAUGCUGAACCCAAGUACCUUAUCGCGGUGCAGCCCAUCCCAACCAAUGAAGUGAAAAAGCACUGCACAGGUAAAGUGGAACUGCAGAAGCCGCUACACCUAGUCAUUGGGUCAGUGACCCCCACCUCAGUUAUCUUGUCUUGGGGAACCCUUCUGAAAACUCCCUAUGAAGGCAACGUCAUGAAUGACUGUCUAGAGGAUGGACACUACACAGUGCGUUAUCGUGAGAGAAACAGGAAGUGGAAUUACCAGACCUGCCCAACUAGCAACACGGUCAUUGAUAACCUGAGGCCCAACACGGUCUAUGAAUUUGGUGUCCAGCCCAACUCUAAGGAUGGCACUGGAGUGUGGAGCAAACCAGUCAUUCACAACAUCUCAGGGGGCGUUGAGGAGAAGCCCAUCAGGGAUAUCUUUAAACGUCCUGUCAACCCUGUGAAACCAUUAACGCCAGAUCCACACUCCUUCCCCUUUCCUCCUCGUCAUGUUCUCCAUAACAGGACCCAGGGCAGACUGCCUGUCUCCCGGAAAAUAACACCAAAGACAACUCUUGCUCCCACAACAACUACUAUACAGGAAUCUCUGCUGACCCCUGGACCCACCCGGCCUGUGGGCACCAAACGGCCAAUCGGAGGAGGAGACCUUUCCAGAUUUGUCUUGCCUCCUUUGAUGGAGAUCCUUUUAGCUCCCAAGCCACAUCCUCCACUACAUACAACCACCAUGGCUUCUGUACCAGUUCCCCAUACAGAUGUAGAGAAACAUCCUCUGAGACCACAUCCCCAGCCACAACCUCAUUCACAACCUUUACCAACCCCCCUGUUCGAGCCACAGUAUCAGCCACCACCACAACCAAAUCCCCUAAGACAAAAAUAUCCAAAGCGGGUGAAUACUCGUCCUCAACCACAACCCCAACCAACAUCACAGCCCAUUCUCCAGACCCAACCAAAACCUCAACCCCAACCAACAUUCCAGCCCCAAAUCCAGACCCAACCUCAUUCACAAUCCCCAUCAUCCCCAAAGCCUAAAACCACAACCCAAAUCCAGGCUGAACCACAAUCUCAAACAACACACCAGCCCAAACACCAGGACCAACCUCAAACACAUCAGCAUAGAAAGACCCUGCCUCAAGUUCAAACACCUCUCCAGCCCACACCCAUGGCACAUUCUCAAACACCUCAAACAAUACUAAAUAACAUACAGCAGAACCUACAAGCACUACCAAAACUCCAGUCCCAACCUCAACCACAAUUUCAAUCUACAACUGAGCUUCAAACCCAAACACAAUUUCAACCAAAUACCAACCCAGAGCGUCAGCCACAACCUCCACUAAAAACCAAUCCAGAGCCUCCACUAACCACCAAGCAGCAGUAUAAGGCCCAACCAACACUUAAACCAAAGAUCAUCCUUUUCCGACCCAAUCUCAAAACACAGCCUCAACCAAAGAGUCAACCCAAGCCCCAGUCACCAACAAAAAAACAGCCAAAGCCUCAAAGACACCCUGCCCAAAAACUGCCCAAACCUCAACAAAAGCCCCAAAAGAGGGACCAACAAGAGCCUCACCCAAAGAUUCAGCCGUGGUCCCAAACAAAACCUCCCACAAAGACCCAGGCCAAACCUUUAUCUCGUUCUCAACCCAUUCCCCAACCACAACCUUCACCAAAUGGCCAGACUCAAUCCCCGCUUGAACCUCCUUCCAAGCCACAACCUCAACCUGGGCUUCAGUUUCAGACCAGGACCUACUCUGAACCCACCAAGGUCACCCCAAGGCAGGCAGUCUCUACGGCUCCUAGUCGACCAGAAGGGGGCAAGCCUCUACCAAGACCUGCCCUGGCUACAAAGAAGGCUGGUAGUUACAAUCAGGGUACUCGCAUCAUUAGACCAUCCAUUGCUGAAGUUCCUCGUUCUCCUAUUAGCUCUUCAGUCCCUCUAGCAGGAAGAAACACCACGCUGACCCGGACCCGUGUUCCUCCACAUUCUACUCGUAAUAGUGGCAGACCAGUUUCUCCAUCCAAGACAUUCACCUCCUCUCACAGCUCCAGCACACCUGGGGCCGAUGGGGUGCAUCAUAGGGGCAAUGCUCUUCCUAAACCUGUGGUGUGGUCCAGAGAGAAAACUGUCCCUGCAGUCCUGCGCCCCUCUAUUCCUGUCAACAAGAGACCCAACCUGGUGGGAAAACCUAGUGACCACGAUAAACCCAUGGACCUAAAACAAGGAGAAAAGGAGUCCAUCUUGAAGCCAUUCCCUCCAGUCACAGCCAAGCCCAAGCAAGAGCGCAGACAGCAGCAGACAACCACCUCUGCCCCGGCAGUAAACACAACCCGUUUUGACAUAAAUGAAAACUCCUCCAUAUUUCGGCCCUUGCCUGCGUCAGAGGUAGACGCCAUGGGCAAGAAGCGCUUUGUGGCUCCCCAUGUGAUCUACAAGACCGAUAAGAAGCCAUCCGAGCCGUGCUCCAUCACCUCCUCCCUCUCUUACUUCCCUGACGAGGAGGGAAUUGAUCAGAAUGUAACCGCUCCUCCCCGUAUACCUCCCUCCAACCUUACUGUGGUUACCGUGGAGGGCUGCCCAUCUUUUGUCAUUCUUGACUGGCAGAAAUCUGACAACGAAACCAGAGAGUAUGAAGUUGUAUCCACGACUAAAGGACCAAAUGGAGAGGAGGUGUCCGUACUGACCACCAACCAGACACACACAGCCGUGGAGAAUCUUAAGCCAGAGAGCAGUUAUGAAUUCACAGUAACACCAAAGAAUGAGCUGGGAACAGGACCAUCCAGUGAUCCUGUGUCUUUUAGCACAGAAUCAGCGGAUCCACGAGUGAGCGAACAUGUUUCAGGCAAAGAUGCCAUCUGGACUCAGUUUCCAUUCAAAUCCGAUGACUACUCUGAAUGCAACGGAAAGCAGUAUGUGAAAAGAACUUGGUACCGGAAAUUUGUCGGCAUUCAGCUCUGCAACUCCUUGAGAUACAAGAUUUACCUGAGUGACUCUCUGAAUGGGAAGUUUUACAACAUUGGAGAUCAGACGGGGCACGGUGAGGACCAUUGUCAGUUUGUAGACUCCUUUCUGGAUGGACGGACCGGCACCCAGAUGUUUGCUGACCAGCUACCAAGCAGGCCAGGAUUUUAUAGAGCGAUGAGACAGGAACCUGUCAACUUUGGAGAGAUUGGAGGGAAGUCACAUGUUACUUACGUAGGUUGGUACGAGUGUGGCACACCAAUCCCUGGAAAGUGGUAAGACCCCACAGGGCUGUCCAGGAAGGACAACUUUCUUGGUCGGGAGGAAGAAGAAGAUGUCUCACUAGGCCUAAAGGGAGGUUGGCCUUUCUUUCGUGUUACCAUGGACACUGUGCCAUAGCACACACCAUGGGUUUGUCUCUUUGAACUCAACCUAUUCUUCCAGGUAUGUAGGAUUAUUAGAUGUCCCAAAUUCUAUUGAGUGCAUUUGUACCAUUGGUCUCAAUUUCUCUAUUUAUCAAAAAUGCAUUCAGCAAAGAAAUGCAGGGGUUUGAGUGUUGAAUAUGCAGUAAUCACAGAGAAAAUGUUGGGAAGCUGGCUCCCAAAGUGUAAUAACUUGUAUGAUAUUAUUUAUCAAAGGGGAUUGCUAUUGAAUAUUCUGUGUGUGCUCGGGCUUUUGAGAUGAGAAAGCAAAACUCAUUCACAAUACUUUCAUUUCAAACACAAAUUGUGUCAUUUGUAUGCAGAAAGGUGCUAAUCGUACUUUCAUUGUAUGUAAAAUACAAGUACACACAGACAUGCAGAAUUGACCUUCUGCUAGCCCUAAGGGAUUAUUAGCAGUCGCGGUUUGCACAGUAUUAAACCUUUGUUUAUAUAUGUAUAUGGUGUGAAAUACAGUAUGUAUACCAGGGAUCAUAUAGUUUGAUACAUUUUAGGUACAAGAUAAAGCAGCUUUUAGCCAAAUUGUGGAUUUAUUAUAAGAAAAACAAAGCUUGAGUGUUUCUAUGGGGUCACUUGGAAAGAUUAAUGUAUUUUUAAUGCUUGUGCAGACUUGUCAUAUAUUUUAUGAAAUAAUAAAAUAUAUAUAAAAAUAAAAAAACUGAGCUUCAAUGUGGAAAUGACAUAAAUUAUGUUUUGGAUUUCAAACCUACAACAAAGUGUACAUAAAGCUAUAAAUCAUUAGAAAGAAAUUGUUAGGUUUCUUCCAUAUCUGUCAUGACUACGGUUGUCUUUGGUACACCAUGUAUGUUUUCAGCAAUAAAUUGUUUUUAUAUUUACUGAUA